CGACGUUGUUUUUGGUAGCGGAAACUGUUUACUCCUGAGAGGGAAGGUGGUCGUUAAAAGUAGCCCAUUUUGUAUCUAAUUGUCCAUAUAAUGCUGUGCUGUUGUUGUUGUUGUUGAGGAAUCUGAAUAUGGCUUCUAAAAAGACAGGAGUGACGGAUUCUGUUGUUGCAUUUGAAGAUGAAUUGAAUAGCAUUGUUAAAGAAUAUCUUGAAUUUUGUAAUUAUGGUAGAACUGUUAACUCAUUUGAUACUGAAACCAAGGAAAGAGGAAAGAUAGUGAAAAGUCGCCCAAGACCACAAUGGAACAAACAGAAACUUGACAUUCAGUCUGAUAUCCUCAAUAUGUUUCAACUUGGUGCGAGGAGGGAAUUCUUCAAACUUUGGGAUGACAAUGUGCCUGAGAAGAUCCGGAAUAAUGACCCUGUUUGCAAGAAACUAGAGUUUUAUAUUAGUAUAUACUUUGCUAUAUAUCCCAUCAAAUAUUCAUUAAUUACUGGAAAUGAGCCAAAUAAAACAAAGACAGAAGAGGCCAUGCAGGAAUUCAAGACAUUUUUAGAAACAAGAGGAGCGUCUUUGAGCCAAACUACAGAAUUUCUUCCUUUUUAUGCAUUACCGUUUGUACCAAAUCCUGCUCAUCAUCCGUCAUUCAAAGAGCUAUUUCAAGACAGCUGGGUGCCAGAUUUACAGAUGAGAUUGGAGAAAUUUCUCACCUUGGCAUUGAAAUCUCAUCCACAGCCAAAGUUAUUUGAAAUUUAUGCGGAGUAUCAUCGAUCCCAUGCACAACAAAUCCAGGGAUUUCAGCAAAGUAUAGUAGACGCAGAAAAGAGGACCAUGACAUAUAUGAAAAGAUAUAAUAAAUUACAGGGUGACUACCAUAAUUUGAUUGGAAUUACUGCUGAACUUGUUGACUCCCUUGAAAGCUGUAUUAAUGGAAACAUGGUUACUCCAGAAUAUCUCCAAACUGUGUGUAUAAAAUUAUUCAGUAGUCAAGUACGGGAAUCAAUGGACAUCAGCAGACCAGGAACUGCUGGUUCGUUACUCCGAGCAUCAGUUCUUCCACACAGGGAACCCAGUGAGGCAAGUAAUGCAUUGCCACCAUUAGACUAUAUCAAAGUUAAAAAUGAUUUGAUACAUGCUGAUGAUAGAAGACAAAUAUUUCUCUUACAAGCAUUAAGAUGGCGACUAACACGGUGUCAAGCUGGUGAACAACGCACUGCAAUACUGUCAUCCUAUUGUUCUAAUGAUUUACUGGGUUGUAAUCGUUCUGGAGAGUAUCAGACGAAUGUUUUAGGAUUGUUGGGUUCAGAUGUAGAAGUGGUAAGACAGUAUACUGCAAGAUUGUUUAAUGCAUUUGCAUCUCUAGCUGAAGGUCGUACAUACCUUGCAAAAAACUCACAGUUGUUACCUGUAUUACAAGAAACUUUACAGUCAGAAGACAAAGAUUCCAUUACAAGAGAAAAUAUUCUAGGAGCUCUACAAAAACUGAGUUUAAAGCGACCACUCCAAUCUCAGAUGAUAGAAGGUGGUAUGAUAUCAUGGUUGGUAUCGGUGCUUGUGGACAGCGAUGCCUUGUCAGAUUACACAUUGGAGUAUUCAGUAGCACUACUUAUGAAUUUAUGUCUUAGAACAACAGGUAAGCAUAAAUGCUGUGAAGAUGCUGCUCACAUAUUGAAAGUAUUAAGUGAUUUACUAGGACAUGAAAACCAGGAGAUUCGACCUUACGUGAAUGGAGCACUGUACAGUAUAUUAUCUAUUCCAGUAAUCAGAGAGGAAGCAAAAGCAAUGGGCUUAGAAGAAAUUUUAAGAUGUUUCUUGAAAGAUGAUAAUCCUGAUAUGAGUCGCCAAAUCCAAUUCAUUAUCAAACAACUCAACUCAACUGAUAUUCCAGAUGAAGAUGCAGAAUCCGAUGAUGAGGAUGAAGAUGAUGAUGAGGAAGAACAAGAUGCCAUGGAAGCUGAUCUUGAUAAGGCUGAAGUUGUAAAACCUGAACGCGGAGAAAUUGUUGGUGAACAGUUGUUGCAAACAGAGUAUCUGGGGAUACUGACACACAAUGGAAAGCCAAAGAAAAACAAGCAGUUAGAUGCUGCCCUAUUAGAUGAACCAUUGCAGAGGCCUGUUACACCUGGAGUAAGAAAGAUAGCUGUAGUCGAUAACACAUCAAGAAUAAGUACGCCUCACAGCCAUGUUAAUGGAAUGUUAUCAAGACCUGCUACUAGUACUGGUAGUCGCCCUGUCACACAAGAAUCACGGCCAAGGUCAAGGGACAGUCAGCGAUAUUCACCAUCAAUUCGAAGUCGGCCAUCUUCACAGCAACCUCUUCCUCCACCUAUUAGAGGUGACUCUGAAGCUGACAAAAUGUCUGCAGUGCAAUCUGAGGAGGGUAAAAUGAGAGCUUCUAACAAAUCGUUAUCAAAUGUGAAUGGUAGUCGACCUGUGAGCGCGGCCGAGGCAUUCGUAUCGAAACCUAAACUACCUCGUACUCCAGAUGUGAGCAGUCGACCAACUAGCAGAGGUGGCCUAAAAACCCCACCACCCCAACCGAGAGUAUCAGCCUCUCCACCACUAUCGAGACCCACCAGUGCUGGCAGGCAAAGUGGUAAUGGUGAUGGUAGGCCAACCAGUCAUGGUAGUAUUCGUCCUUCAAGUCAAGGCAGUAAUAGACCUUCAAGUCGAGGUCAAGUUGGAAGUCGUCCAGUCAGUCAACCCGGAAUGAAGCCACCUUCCUCAGCAACGAGUAAAAAAUCAUCUUCUUCUCAACCACCAUCUAGAAGAGGCUCAUCUAAAACAAAAUAAGUUUUAUACUUGCAGUUUUUAAUAAUAGGAUGUUUUCUUAUGUAUUUACUUAGCUGACGCUCUGACGUGAGCAAUUCGGAUGGGGGUAGUUUUCAAAUCUGCGCCAUCUUGAGAUUUUGACAUGGACGAUGCUUCCCUGAUUUUUGGCCAUAUGAUGUAAACUACUUAAAUUUGUUAAGCCUCUUGCCUUGUAACUUAAUUGAAAAGUGAAUUCCAAAGAAAAGAUAGUUCGCUGUGUCUGUAGAUAUGGGAGCGUCCUUCAUGAAAACAUAAAACAUGACAUUCAGGUAUCAUUCUUAGUACAUUGAAUCUAUUGUGGGUAGAAGGUCAAUUGAAUAGCAAGCACACUGGAGUCAGUGUAAGCUACAGAUAUCACAUACAACAGGUGUAGUGGAGUAAUUCAAAAAUUAUUUUUUUUUUUUUUAUGAAUGCUUCUUUUUGUUACAAAUUGUUUUUUUAUAUAUUCAUACUUAUAAUUUCAUUCAGCGAAUAUUAAUUUGAUUUCCGUUCUGUUCAUCUUUCUAAAAUCAUUUGGAUCAUAUCUCUGUUAAAAAUUGAUACAACGCAAGGACACAAACACCCAUAUUAGGGCUGUAAUAUUUUGUAAUACAUGUCUCUCGGAAGAUAAACAUACAUUUUAAUUUCUAGAACAAUCACAUACAUCACCGGUUAACAAAAUCCACUCAAACUUUUGUGAAUGCCGCAUCUUGUACUCUGUGUAGCAUGGCCUGUACAGGUAGCAAUGGUCAGUACUAUCUUUACUGGAGCUAAAAACCACUGAUGUUGCUUUUCUGAUGUUGUGAAAGUGAUAGCAUGUAGUAAUAUUAAACCCUUUGAAUGCCAACUUUAAAUCUUAUUACCUUUUAUAGAAUAAUUCUGAAUAAAUCUGAGAAAUCAAAAAAAUAUUCAAAUUUUCUCAACAAAGGUUAUCAAGACUGUUUGUAGCCAUUGGGAAAUUAACAAAGAAAUUAUAAAAAAAAUUACAUUGCGGGAAAAAUAAUGAUUAUGCAUUAUUAUUA
Saccoglossus kowalevskii is the source of this 3811-nucleotide messenger RNA. Its product is annotated as lisH domain-containing protein ARMC9-like. Gene Ontology annotation, molecular function: protein binding. Gene Ontology annotation, cellular component: ciliary basal body; ciliary tip; centriole. The record is from RefSeq and is a predicted model, not a curated record. Gene Ontology annotation, biological process: cilium assembly. NCBI's taxonomy places the organism in Eukaryota, Metazoa, Hemichordata, Enteropneusta, Harrimaniidae.